Bufo gargarizans (Asiatic toad) is the source of this 779-nucleotide messenger RNA. RefSeq names its product mitofusin 1 (gene MFN1). Gene Ontology annotation, cellular component: mitochondrial outer membrane. Gene Ontology annotation, biological process: mitochondrion localization; mitochondrial fusion. NCBI's taxonomy places the organism in Eukaryota, Metazoa, Chordata, Amphibia, Anura, Bufonidae. The coding region runs from base 51 to 779 and encodes 242 amino acids. The transcript has 6 exons. Gene Ontology annotation, molecular function: GTP binding; GTPase activity. The record is from RefSeq and is a predicted model, not a curated record.
UUGGCUGCGGCCGUGUCAGGUUACCAGGGUCAGCACGCCGGUCAGAAAUCAUGGAAGAAAAGGGCGUCUCCCCCCUGAAGCACUUUGUGCAGGCGAAGAAAGCCAUCACCUCCAUCUUCGAUCAGCUAGUAGACUACAUCAGUGAUGGCGUUACAUUUGUAGAAGAAACCUAUCGAAAUCCAGAAUUAAGAAACAUCACAUCAGAAGAUGACUUGAAGGAGAUUCAGGGUUAUAAAAAGAAACUGUCUGGGAUUGGGGAAGUUUUGUCACGCAGACACAUGAAGGUGGCCUUCUUUGGCAGAACAAGCAGUGGUAAGAGCUCAGUGAUAAACGCCAUGCUGUGGGACAAGGUCUUGCCCAGUGGCAUAGGACAUACCACUAACUGCUUCCUUAGUGUGGAGGGGACGGAUGGAGACAAAGCUUACUUGAUGACGGAAGGUUCUGAGGAGAAAAAGAGUGUAAAGACUGUGAAUCAGCUGGCACAUGCCCUUCAUAUGGAUAAAGAUUUGGAGGCGGGUUGUCUUGUACAUGUCUUCUGGCCCAAGGCAAAAUGUGCACUUCUUAGAGAUGACUUGGUUCUUGUAGACAGCCCUGGAACAGAUGUGACUACAGAGCUAGACAGCUGGAUCGAUAAGUUUUGUCUUGAUGCCGAUGUAUUUGUUCUGGUGGCUAAUUCAGAAUCUACACUUAUGAACACGGUAAUACAUGAUUACAAGUGUCAAAUCUGUUCUUUUUGUUGUGCUUCUUUAAAAAUCAUGUAUCUGCAAAUCAGAAAAUAA